Diorhabda sublineata is the source of this 10067-nucleotide messenger RNA. Its product is annotated as zinc finger and BTB domain-containing protein 11-like. Gene Ontology annotation, molecular function: zinc ion binding. NCBI's taxonomy places the organism in Eukaryota, Metazoa, Arthropoda, Insecta, Coleoptera, Chrysomelidae. Gene Ontology annotation, biological process: regulation of gene expression. The record is from RefSeq and is a predicted model, not a curated record. Bases 260 to 2137 code for a protein of 625 amino acids. Gene Ontology annotation, cellular component: nucleus. The transcript is spliced from 4 exons.
GAUUCAGUAAACAAAACUUGUGAUCUUCCUACAAAUUCAGGAAACAUCCUUAUUUAAUAUUGAUAUGUUGUGACCGUUACAGUAUACAAACCAUUAAACAGACCACUUCUUAACGAAGAGAUAGUAAAAAUGAAAUGUAUCUGUCAGUAUUAUAUAGGUUUAGGUUAACUAGUACGAAAACAAAAAAAAAACUGUUUAAUAUAUUUCAAAAUAUUUAUUAAUUUAUGUUACUUUACGUUUAAUUUAUUUAUUCCUAAUUAUGGAGGAGAUGAUUUACGAAAAUCAGUUUGUAUGUAGAGCUUGUUUGAAAAUUGUCGAACACUCAACUCAAAGUUUUGGAUACGUUGACGAUGCAACAGGAAAUUUGCGGGAUAUGUUGAUGUGCUGUGUCCCUGAAUUGGAUAUAUAUGUAUCUUCUAACCCCAUUGUCUGCUUUCCCUGCAUACAAACUUUGAUUCAAGUUCAUAAUUUUAAAGAAAGGUGCAUCAAUACGGAAAAUAUUAUUCGCACCUAUAUACAAAGGUACAAUUUGUCUGAUCAAAAUCCAAUAAAUCUUGGUUCAGUUGUUCGAGAUUUAGUUGGAAUUAAUAAGAUUCACAAGCAACAAGCAGAAAUGAGAAAUCAAAUAGAGAAGAGUAAAUUGGCAAUUGCUCUACAGAAUCCUAGACCACCACCACCUCCAUUACAGCUUAUUGAAGGAGGUCAGACCCUUACAAGCAUACCAGUACCAGUUUCUAAUUUCCAACAGGUACCUUCUCCUAAUAUUUGUGUAACAGAUGCAGGGAAUUUACCACAAAUUAUAAGAACACCAUCCACAGGUUUGGCCCCUCCUGAAGUAGUUAAGAGUUUGGAAUAUGACCAAAGAAUGUCUAACAAGCCACAUGUACUCAUUCCAAUUAAUAACAAUCUAGCUUCUUCAAAUAACUCAAUGGAAACUGCUUCUAAUAAGGCUACCACUAAUAGUGCAAUGAACAAAGAAAGUAAUGGUAAUAAAGUAGUUAGAGUUUACAAAAACAAUAAUAAAAAGACCAAAAAUGAACUUUAUAUUCAUCCCAUUGAGAGUAAGGCAAGGUUGAUAGUGAGAAUACCAAGAAGUAAACUUAUUUUACCUAUUAAAGAAGAUACAGAGAAAUCAUCUAUAUCUAAUCACAAUUCUCAUAGUACUGGAACCGAGGGAGAUACAGAAGAAGAUACAAUAAAAUCACAAAAAGAAGAUAAAAUGAACCCUGAACACAAUUCAGAAAAUGGAGAAACGAUACCUAAUCAGAUCACUAAGAUCUACAAUUGUAGUUGUAUGUAUCUAACUACAUCAGUAUCUCUAUUUGAAGAACACAAAAGAAAAUGUAAGACUGGUAAAAUGACUUCCAAACAUGUGCACAAAUGUCCUCACUGUCCGCACAUCACGAACCGAGGAUAUGCGCUUAGCAAACACAUUAACACUAUGCAUACUAGGGCAGUGUGGUUUGUUUGCGAAUUUUGUACAUACAGAAGCACCGAUAAGGCUUGUUUGCGACGUCACAUUCGCAAGAAUCACGAACAAGGCAAUUCUAAUAACCGCCCACGAUCGUUUACUUGUAAUAUUUGUGACAUGGUGAUCAGUUCAGAGUACAACUUCAAUAGACACAUGCUGAAACAUGAAGAGACUGUGCUAUCGACAUUUAACUGUGAAUUUUGUUCCUAUCAAUGUAAAGACCGUAGUAACUAUAGGAAACAUGUAUUUACUCAUAGUCCUAAACUGUUACAGUGCCCUUCUUGUUCUUAUUCAAAUGUAUCUCCUUACCCUUUAAAAUCACACAUAAAAAAAAAUCACGAUAGUGUUGGUAUAGAAGUCGCCGAUUGUAAAAGUGAUAUUACUGUUUAUGAGCUUGUUAAAGAAAUUAGGGCAUUACGAGCUAGUGUGGACAUUAAUAAUGAAGAACAACCAAUGGUUGCUCAUCAAUUAACAGAUGAACAUGCUGAAAGCCAAGAGAUGGUUGAAAAUCAAGAGUUGAUAAAUCAUCCUCUGGUGGAUGAGUUUAUGGAGAAUGGAGUAUUUGAUAAUCCAGAGAUUACACAAUUUAUGGAACAUCAUAAUUUGUUUGGUACAGAUGGAUUAGGCAGCUUAAUAGAUAGUCAAGGGAUAAUUGAAACUAGUUAGAAAGGAUAGAUUUUUUAUGCUGUAUAAGUUAUAAAUAAUCAGAGGGCUUUUAGAAAAUUGCAUCGAGUACUUUAAUCAUUUAUGUAUUUUAUUUGAUUAUUUGAAGCAAUAGACCAAGUGUUAGUUGGUAACUUCACCAUUGACAAGAGUGAAAUGUGCGUGAACUGGAUAUUUUUCACGCUAAUUACAGAUAGGUAAUUUGUGGUGUGUUGAUAUUCUUAAUAAGAUACAAAUUUUUUUACAGUUAAAUUUUGUUUAAUGAAAAAAAUUGGGAUAAUGUCAUAACACGUUUAUGGUCGGAAUUGCAGUUGUCGAUAUUCAUUUGGCAAAUUCACAACUAAAAAUUGAACUGAGUUGGAAUUUUUGGAACAGGUGUUGAUAUUCACAUAUCUACUAUUACUCACAUUUACACAGUCUGACAGGUAAAUUUGAAUAGAUUUGUCUUACGUACUUAUUAAAUUUACCAUGGAGGAUACAUUUAGAUUAGGGGAUUGAAGUACAAAUUGCAAGUAAAAUGAUACUGAUGAAAAAAAAAUACAUUUCGAAGGACUAACAAUAUGGUUAUACUAGUAUGUGUUAAGACAUAUUUAAAACUACAGCAUUGUGAUUAUCUUUCAAUAGGGAAACAUUUCAGAACUGUUUUCUUUCAAUUUCUUUUGUUAAAAUUGUGUUUUCUUACAGAGUAUAUCUGUUAUAUUUAUGUCUUUUUCUUAUAGCUGAAGACAGACAAGUUAAUUUUUCCAAAAAAAUAAGAGAACUUGAAUUUAAGAAAUCUGUUGAAUGUUUGUUACCCUUGUCCCUCAAAAAUAUUUCUAUUUACAUUUCUUUCAUUCAAAGAUAAAUUUGACCCCUAUACUGUGUGACAAUUAUCUCGAUGAAGCAUAAAAUGGUGAAUAUUGAUGUUUAGUACCCAUAUUUUCAUGCAUAGAACAAAAGAACAUGAGCUUGAUUUCAGUUAUCUGAUUUUUCCAGAGUUAACUACUGCCUCCUAAUUUUUAUGAAUUUCAUUAUUGGCAAAAUUGUUCUUAUUGCAAAGCUCAUGCAUUUUGAUGUUAUGCUUUUUAAUAUUCGUCCAGAUAAUUUAGCAGACAAAGACUUUAGCUCCAUAGACACAAUUUAUACAUUAUAGAAUUAAAUGUAACAAAUCAUUUGGAAAUCAUUACUGGAGUCAGUUAUAUAGCAAACAAUUGAAAAAGGAAUUUUUUUUAUAAAUAUAAAUGGUGCAGACUCGAUAAUUUGAACUAAUAAAAACCGAAGCAGUUGUUUUUUAUCAAAAUCUUUAUUAUGAAACGCAAAAAACACUAAUCACGAAUAAGUAACAUUGGAAAAUAUAUGUAUAAAAAAGUAAGAAUAUGGUGUGUAUUAAUUUCUGAAAUAAUUUGUAAUUUUCGCUUACUUUACACAUCUUUGAGCAGUAUAUUUUAGUGCAACUAAUAUCUUAGUAUUAUAUUUUAUAAUAAAAUAUUGGUCAGAUGUUUAGUGACCAUAGAGUGUUAAUCAAUGAUUAUUCUUGACAAUCUGACAUAAAAUUGAUUUAAAUUUGUAAAAUGUGUCAAAAGUCUUCAAGUCACAUUGAUGAUGAGUUUAGACUGCUCAAAAGAAUAUAAUUCAUUUUCAGAUCGUAUGCAAAUUUUUAGAAACCAGUUGUACAAAGAAAAGCACUAAAAUUGUUUUAAAAUUAAUCCUACCUGUCGAUUUUAGACUUUUUUUGUUUUAUGUCACAGAUUGCAGAUCUUCCAACCCCAUACUCAGCGGCCAACUUUUUCCUUUCUCUCUUGUUAAGUCUUUCAAUAAUUUCACUUUUUUGUUUUAUGGACAAUUUCUUGUGUUUUCUUUUAGGGGGCAUUUUUAUUUAAGCAAAUAUUAAAAUAAAAACCUUAUAUCACCUAAAAUGGCAUUACAAAUAUCCCAGCAAAGUAUGUAAAUAUCACUGCUCAAAAGUAGUGAAAAUGCUGCACUCCUCUUUAAUGUGAGUCCAAGAGAGACCGCCUUCAAUAUCGCGCUUUGAAUACUUAUACGGAUCCAUUCUACACCUGCGAAACUAGCAUUCUCCACUUUACAGUGGGUGUAGCAACUGUUCUCUUUAUAAUGCACAAAAUUUUUCUAGCAAUGCUCCGUCUGCUGAACAAACAAGUGGAGUGAAUGAUCCUCGACAAUCCUCUGCUGUUGGUCGUACUUGGGAUGCUUCUCAUUUGUAGAGGUAUGCACUGAAUGGGGCCAGUCCUGGGAAAAGUCUGUACUAUCACCUAGUCUUGCGAUGCUGAAGAUUCAGUGAUCCUUCGAAGAAUUCGUUGUUGAUGUGAUUGCAACGCAGUUAUAUCAACAUUUAGAUAAGUUGUAAACCAACUUUGUUUGAUACCAGAGAGUAUUCUCAUUUAUUAUUAGAACUUCAUUGAAGUUUAACAUUUGUUUUUGUGGAUAAUUUCAAUUUUUCCUUACAAAAUUCACACGAGAUUUAUUUACAUAAUUUUUAUGCAACACUUCUAGAUGCUUCUUAUAUUUUUAGUGGGUUUUAUGAUGUGUUGAAUUAAUACUUUAAACAGACAAUGCAAUAAGGUUAUUGGAUGCGAAUUUUCCUACCGAGCUCUAGGGUAGACAUUGAUACCAGGGAGCGCGAAAAAAAGUUUGAGAACCGUUAAGAAAUCGGUUUUCCCGCAUAAAAAGGUGGAUAAAUAUGUAGAACAAAUUAAUUUUCAGACAAUGUAAUUGUGUGUGAUGGUAUGAGUGGCAGUAAACAGUAUCAUUAGAUGAAAAUUAAAAAAAAAAUAAAUUCUAAUAUACCGUGGGCAUAUAUCUGUUAUUAGCGGUACUGCAGACUGCAAUCGUGUUAUCUCCGUUUCAAUCAUGAUUUAUCAAUAAAAAAUCAUUUGGUUUGUAAAGUUUUUUUUAUUUUUAUGGAUAAAGUUGAUUGUUAUUUAAUUAACUGAAAGAUUAUUGAAAAUUUUGAAAGUUACCAGAACUGUCAUUUUUAAAACUAACUAUUUGGAAAGUUAUUGUAAUAUUUUUCUGUGAUAUGUGAUUUGUAUGCAUUUUUCCUUUGUUUUAACAAAAAAUAUAGGUGGUAUCAGAUACCAAAUGUCAGUGUAAAUAUACAGAGUGGCCCACUAUAUUUAUUUAUUAUAUACCUUAAGGUGUCAGGCUUACAUUUAAUCCUCUUACAUGAACAUUUCCUUCCGUUUUUCACUUACGUUUUCGCUCCCUUCCUUUCUCUUCGUCUUGUAGAAUUUGACCCAUGUUUGUCUUUUGAUCUCUUUUCAUUUGUAUUUUUACUUCAUAUAUUCUUCUAACUUUAUAAUUCUUUGAAUAUAUCUUCAAAAGCUUAGUUAUGGUUGCUCUAUAAAGUUCAAUAUUGGCAUUCUUCUCUUAUUAUCAUAUUUUUUCCUUUCUACUCGCUCCUUAUGGAUUUUGAAGUAUUUUAUGUCCGUUGUUUGUAUUAUAUUUUCCUGUUUCUUUAAACAUCUAUAUCGUUUUUCUGUUUCCAUAUUAUUUAUUUCAAUUUCUAUAUUGAUUAGCAUUUUCUAUUACCAAUAUUUUGUAUUAAGUUUUACUAAUUUUCAAGCCCUUUUUUCCAUUGCAGGUUUCAAUGUUUAAAUUUCUUUUUGCUGCUUUUAUAAUUAUUUCUACGUUAGCAAAACCUCCUUCAUCUAUUCCACUUUUCUUAGAUUUUUAUAUGUAACAUAGUGGUUAUAACUCUAUUUAGCUCAAGCUUAUUUUGUAUUAUAAAAUUUUUCUUGAUAUUCAGAAUAUGGGGAUUGAGUUAGUAACUAAUUGUUUUUAAAUGUAUAAUCUUCUAGUGAUAUGAAACUAUUAAUUAGUUAGAUAGAUAGAUUUAUUCAGGGGUUACAGUACAUUGCAUCAACAGCCUUCCAAUCCGAGAGUAUCUGUGCUGACUUCAAGGUUAGAUCUUCGUACUUCUACAGGCUUAUCUUAAAUCAAAAUCUUUUUCGAAUAAAUUACUGAAAAAAACUUAAGGAGCGUUGAAUUUUUUUUGGUUUCCCUUUCUUUUGGAGCUCUUUCUUUUACAUGAACAUUUUCCUAUUAAAAGGUUCUGAUAUCAAAAGAAUUAAUUGAAUCAAUUUUUUUUAUUUUCAUUGUUUGAUGAAUAAUAACUAUUUGAUUGAAAUAGUAUUUUGACUAGGAAGUUUCAACAAUAAGUGCUGCUCUAUUCUAUCUUAGUUCCAUGGUCUCAAUAAUUUAUUUGUUUAUUAAAUAGGGGAUUAGUAAGUGUGGCCCUACAUUUUUUAGUAGUAUUUGUGUCUUUUUCAUAGACUGUGACUUGAACAGUUUAAUAUCAUGAUUUAUCAUAUCUUUUUUGUAAUUCACUAGAGGUAUCAAAAAUGAGGGGAUGAUUUUGUGACGCUUGUUGAAUUAUUGAGAUAUUGAAUUUGCUUCUACAUUCCCAUAAUUUAGUAUACUUUUUUCUUUAUUGACAUAGUUUCUGAUUAAACAAUGAAUAUAAUAUAUAAUAAUCUAUUUGUUUUUUUUCCAUUUGUAAUUCAGUACGCAAUAAAAGUGCAGUCUCAGGUAUUUUUCAUUCGUUGAUCUGGUAAUUUGUAUUUGUAUCGAUAGUCCUCGAAUAUAAUUAAACUUCAUCAGUUAAAUUUGUUUAGAAAACUAGAAUAUUGGUCAUGGAAUAUAGGGCUUUGAUUACACUGUAACCUUAAGGUUUAUUGUGACCUCUUGCAGUUUGUCUUUCAUUUCUAGAGAUCUGAUCAACUCCAGAAUCUGUGAUGGUUUUGAGGAGUUUAGUUCUUUGCUCUUAAAGGUUUUUAAUUCAAAGUUUUUUAGAAAUAGAUACAGCAGAUUUUCAUCUUCUUCCCACAGAAUCGUCAGUUUUUGCUACCUAAGCCGUAUUAAAGUUCCAACUUUUAAAAAAAUCGUGUGAUAUUUAUGAAUAAUUGUAAGCCAUUCGAAAUAAAUUAUUUAGUUGGAUUAAAAUAUUGUUAUACAUAAAAUGUUUUUAUAUAUUUCAAAAAUGUAAAACCCAAUAGCCAUUGGGUAUUAUAUUUUUUUACUUUUUUGUCUAAUUUAGUGGGUAAAUAUUUGUUACUAGAUUUUUUCAAAUUAGCAAGUUUCUAGCAUUUUGCUUGCUUGUCUGCCACUUCAGGCAACUUUCCUGCGUAAAAUUUCCAAUUCAUUCUAUUGGAUAGGGCGUAUUCAAGUUAAUUAUGUUUUAUUUCCAGUAAAAGACAUACGAGGAGCAAAAAUUCAAAUUUUACUUUAGUGAAAAAAUAGGGCUUUUGUUUUAAGUGGUAAUGAGCAGGUGGAAUACUUAUUUGUUUCAAGUAUGAUUAAAGGGGUUAUAUAAGAUAGGAUAGUAUCUCAAAUGAGAUAAAUAAUUUUUUAAACUAUUAUUAAGAAAAAUGGAUAAAUUUUUAAUUUAUAAUGUGGAAGUAGAGCGAACUGACUACAACUCCUUCAAAUUCCAUAACUUGCCACUUAAAAAAUAAAAUGAUCGCAUCACUCAUUAUUUUUUAAUUAUUUUAAAUGUGUUGCCUGUUUUUCGAAUUUUAUUAUUAUUACGAAUUAAAACAUCAAUAGAUACGCAACAUUUAUUUUCUAUGAGUUUAAUCUACAUAGGACAAAAAGUUUUUUUUACCAAAACAUAGAAAGUAUCAAAAAAAUUGUACAAAACAUUUAUACAAAAAAAUUAACGGUGCUUAAACUAAAAUUAUCCAAUGAAUUUCUAAUAGCGUGUGUUGCCGCCCCUCGCUCUAAUUACAGCUUCCAUUCGUCUUGGAAGGCUUCUAAACAGAUUCUGGACGUAUAUUCGGCAUGUUUUCCCAGAAGUUAAAAGGAACAUUUGUUCUUAUUGGUACCGGAUAUUGGUGGCCUAGAUGGUCCAGACAUGCUCUAUUGGGUUAAGGCCCAGGCUACGUGCAGGCCAAUUCAGGGUGGGUAUCUCGACCUAUUCUAAGUACUGCUGAAUCACUCUAGCAGCGUGUGGACGAGCAUUAUCGUGCAUUAGCACAAAGUUGUCACCGAUAUGAGGCAUAUAGGGCACUACAUGGGGUUCUAGGAUAUUGAUUAUGUACCUGUCAGCAUUUAGUCUUCAAUCAUUCACUGAUACUAACUCCGUGCGACCCUCGAAAGAAAUUCCUUCCCAAACCAUGAUAGAGCCACCACCAAAGCUUUCAGUUUGACAAAAAUUAACCUGAUCGUGCCGUUCACCACGUCGCCUAUAUACUAGUACGCGCCUAUCUGAUGAAUACAGACAAAAUCUUGAUUCAUCCGUGAAUAAAAUAUUGGAUCAAUCUUGAAUAUUCCUACUUGCGUGUUCUCGAGCAAAUUCCAAUGUUGCUACUCGAUGUUCUCUGGUAAGACGUGGACCUCUAGCUGGCAGUCUGGAUCGUAUAUCUGCUUCUCUCGGCCUAUUUCGAAUUGUUUGUGGGCUUAUUCGGACAUUACGAGCAGUCAACAGAUCUGUUUGCAGUUUUCGAGCGGUGGUAUGCCUAAUUCUUAACGCCGUUAACCUCAAGUAACGGUCAUCUACUACCGAAGUUACCCUUCCGCGGCCUUGUUCGGAUCUUCUGGUUAGCUGCCCUGUUUCUUGGUAGCGAAUAACAACUCUGGAGAUGGUGUUCCAUUUACCCCGGUGACGUAUCUUUGACUGCGGCAAUCUUGUAUGAGCGCGAUGAUUCUAGCGGCUUCUACCUUCGUCAUAUGUCUUGUUAGACGAUGAGGCACAUCCAUUAAUAACAAAAUAAAUUUAAAUUUUCACUAUACAAUAACACAAUUUACUUAGAAAGUUCUCCAUCUCAAUGCAUUCUCCAAGACAGAAAUGAUUUACUCGAGCAUUUUUGCUUCCAAAAAAAUUUGUAAGAAAUUGGUCUAUUUUUUGCUCAUGAUAAGAAACAAGCAAUUUUAUUAGAUACAUAUACAGAUUGUCCCCAAAAAACUAAAAUUAAGUAUUUAAAAUAUCCUAAAAUACCUGUGAUGCGAUCAUUUUUGAGGGGUGUAUAUUUCACGAAAUCCGCUAAAAAGUUUUAGACAACAAUGAAGUGAAUAACAUACGUGUGUGGAUAAAAAUUUUUUACACCUACAUCUGAUUUCUCAUUGUAAAAACUAGAGUGGAUAGAGUACGGUCUGAACCAAAUCGCACGUUUAAAUGAAAUUCCAUUUGAAAUAAUAUUUCUAUGGAUAAUAAUUCAUCUAAUAGUGACUUUUUGACAUAGAUUUUAAAGGGGAUAAAGAUCCAUUUUAGUGAUUAGCAGUAGUUGAUCGAAUUAAAACGCAACUUGUAUGUAUCUCCAUCUAGAAGCGAAAAAUGUUGAUUUUGUAUAAUAUUCCUUUUGAAUUUUUACUCCUCAUAUUUAUGUUUACCAAGAACAUAGCUUUAUACCUCUGAAGGCACUGAAAAACUGUACCAAUAAACGGCUUAAGAUGUGCAGUUUUUUUAUCAAAUUUAUGUUGUGAUAGAUAUUUUUUCCCCAUUAUUUGAUUAAACGUGUUCGGUAAUUCGAAGCAGAAAAGUUGGAAGGAUUUUUUGAAAAUCACUGGUAUAUAAGGAUAUCUAAUGAACCUAGCAUUCAAAUCGACAAUUAUGUAUUUUAAGUUGAAAUUACUGGAACCGUUGGCGAUAUUCAUACUGAAUACACUGUUUACAUCACCACUCACAAUUACACUAUCUGAUGCGCGUUUCGAUAACCAAAUUAUCGUCUUCGGAGACUUAAGGUGAACUCAGUUUGGUUAUAGAAACGCGCGUUAGACAGUGUUGGUGGUUAGGUAGUGUAAACAGUUUAUUCAAUUGUUUAUUUUGUUAUGUUACUAUUAUUAUUUUGUUUUUUUAAUGAAUAUAAUCUGUAAAUAUGGAUUGAGUAUGUUAUAUUAAUAUAAAAUUAUCUAAUCUUAUUUAUAUGAGUUUAUUUUGUACAAGUUUUAUAUAUACUUUAUUUUUGUUAUUAGAUUAUAAAUAAAUUAUUAUCUGGAA